AUGGCAACAUGGCUGGCCAAAGGCCUUGCAAUUGAAGAAGCUCAGGUCACAUUGCAAGUGGAUGAUGGUAAACGCACCUCACCUGGCUCUGAGGAUCAAGACGAGACAAGACUUGAUGUGGAGGAUUUAGAAGCUGAAUCGAGCGAUAAUGAGGAUAGCCUUGGCGUAGCCCUAUCGCAAGAGAGAAAGAAAACUCUUGCAAAGCUAUUCAAAGACCACAAACAGCUGAUUGGAUCCAGGAACCGCAAUCACAUUGUCCCUCGCGCAACUGGAACUCACCUGGAACUGGAGAUAGAAAUUCCACACAAUUGCGAUAAUACAGAUGACUCGCAACGCUCUGUUGCCGCAUCAGCACCUCGUAGAAAAGUAAAAAACUGGAAUCUUGGAAGCAACAAACGAUUUCCACGUCCUAUUGCACCACUUCCUCUGGUUGCGUAUUCAGGUAGAAGGUGGCUUCACGAUGAUCCCACAUUCGAUGAGUAUUGGGAUGGACCUACUAUUGAGAUGUUGAAAGCACAGAGGGACAUAAAUCCGACAACAACAUUCCAGGCUGGGGCAAUCCAGCUCUCUUCUGCUUGGGUGGAUUGGGUCGAUCAUGGAUAUCGCAUCACACCUAGCUCAUUUCAUAUAUUCUAUCAAUGCGACCCCAUAGCAACCAUGGACCACAUCAUGCCUAUUGGAACGACAAACUCCUAUGAUGCUUCAAAUCAAAUUCCAGAUCGAGUGACAGGUGCAUACAGCCUUGCACGUCUCGGACCAUCUCAAGACACACAGCACACGCAUGUUACAGAUGUGAAAAUCCUCUCUGCUUCUGAACUAAUAGAAUCUGCGCAAUAUGAUCCCCCCCUGUACAAGGAAUGCAGGUUCGGACAUAAUUCCUUUGUCCGUGGCCGCACAAGCCAUAGAUAUGGUGAUGGACCUGCAAUGUAUGUCGACCUUGAAAGAGAUGCAAUAAAGUUUUCGGAGGAUGAGAUAGAGACCUCACUGGACAUCGACAGUAUCAUUUGGACGACAAAGGUUUUCCGAUGCAGAGGGUCUGUAGGGAUUUAUGUCACUCCGCCAUUUCAAACCAAGCCUGGUAUUUUCAAGCACAACCAUGCAUACGUCGACAUAACAAUUCCCCAGUCUGAAGAAGAUGCUAAUACUCCUGGUGGGCGAACGGAAUGGCUAUCAAAAAGAUUUCCCAUGUCUGCGAUCCCUCACACCUGCAUUGGGCGCAUAUCCUCUGCUUCCUCGACGCUCAAUCUUUAUAUUGCCUUCCCGAGAAUGAUACACCAACACCCUGUGAACGGUCGUAGAAUAACGUUGAUGCCAAAGGAGGUCUUGGAUAUAUUUUGGGAUCGAGUGCUGCUGCCAUCUAUAGGAGACUCCACCGAUGUUAGCUGGGCACCUUACCUCAAGCACACGUUGGAAGAGGCGAGAUACAAGGCAAGAGGUAGAGAUGGACGCAAAGGUGGAUGGGGAACUCCUAAGACGAUACCACUCUCCGAUGACGACUUUAGAGAUGUGCAGGACCGUAUGGAAGCUCGCAUACAAGAUGGAGAGGGAGAGCUCAGCAUGUAUGGGUCAUCAUUCUUCAUUCUAGAGGGAAAGGGAAUCAAGCUUCUCACAAAGGAUGGACAGAGGGGGCGUUUCACAGGACCAGAAGAGGCUCUGCUUCACAACCUUCCCGACCUCAACUGGCAAUAUAUGAUGAACAGGAGAAAUGGAGAGUUGCUGGUAGACAUCGGCAUCUCAUUUACGCCCCACUCUCCAGAGGUUCCAGUCGUUGGUUUAUGGAGAUUAGAUGCAUUAGAGGCAUCAUUUGGCGCAGGUGGCUACAAGCGUGGUGAGAUGCAUCACCACAACAUGCUCUCCAGAUAUGGCGCACUUCAGGCAGAGAUGCAACAGGAGAGAUCUCAGCAGACGCACAUUGCAUUCAGGAGCACCUACAACCUAUACUAUGAGUCCAUCCGAACGAACAACAACCAAGUCAACUUUGCUUCAGACAGCGAUGCAUACAAAAUAUCUCCAUCAUACAUGGCUGAAUGCUUUGAUGUCAUGAAGGUGGUCGACGGAUGCAAGGAGAAGACCUAUGGUGUCAGAGAUGAGUAUCGGGUCAGUGGCCAUGCAGCUAGAAUAAUGCUAGAAAAUAUCCAAAGCAAGGCUAUCGAAUAUUUGCAAUCUGAUCCCAUACUAUGGAUCCCAUCCAAGAUCUGGUUUGAGCUCAUCAGACGAAGAAUGCGGGAGAUUCAGAGGACACAAAUCACAAUUGUGAAGAAGAAUCCUCCAAACCUUGGAAUUCUGACUGGCGUGCUGAACCACAUGCUGCGCUCGACUACAUCAACCCCUAUCAUCUAUGACUUCCACAUCCGCGAAUCCCUUGCUCUUCUGGAAUAUAGAAAUGUUCUCGAGACUGCAGGGAUGUUUUUUGUCCAAGAUUUCGAUCUCAGCAGUGAUACAUGCUUGGAGGAGGUGCAGCAAAUCGACGACGUCCAUGUGCUAGCCCUCAUGGGUGUAAAUGCAAAAGUUCAAAGAGAUAGAGCGGUUGCAAGGAUGGUCGCAUGGCAGAGCUCCGAAUCAGAGCUGGAGGAUUACCCCCUUGGUCGGACGCCAACAUGGGCACGACUCAAGGCUGCCAUUUCCAGUUCACCUGCACUUAUCAUGCGGGAGUGGACAUUCUCUUCCAGGUUUUCUAAUAUUCAACUCUCUGUUGAACGUUUGGUCAUCAUGUUCACAAGGCAGAUGUGGCUGAUGCUGACCACUGAAGUCAUAAAAGGAAUCAGACCCUACCCUAAUUCACUUCGGGAGGCAAUGAAGUGCUGGACGAUCACUAGCAUUGAUGACACACUUGCUGCAGUCACUUUCGAAGCAUGCAACGCUGGGCUGCAAGACAAUACUGGUGUAACCCCAGGUCGUAUGGGUCCCAAGUCAAGAAAAUUUGCGGACAGGUGCUCAUUAUUCUUUCCAAACCCUGAUGCUGCACAUAAAAGCAACCCGCAGUGGUCUGUACUAUGGGAGCAAGAUGGAUAUAUCGCAGAGUUUCAUAGGAUGAUGAAGACUAUGGAGGAGGGCCAGCGGUCUUCGUUGAAGCAAGGUUUAUGCGAGGUAUUUUCCGACCUGCAUUGUCUUCCUGCAAGUGGCGCAAGAGUAUGGACGCAAAAGAAUGAUUCCAUCAUUUUCAUCACAAAUCCAUCAUUUUAUAGGAUCGACUGUGUUGGAAGGGGAGGGGAUAGUCAAAGGAAGGCACCAAGGGCUCGUCGUACCAUGAAGAUUAUCAAGGGAAAACGUAUCUUUGCAGCUGACCUCAUCGACUCACAACCAUUUGAUGCUGAUGGGAAUAUUAGAAGGAAGACAGAGAGGCAAAAGCGUCGGGAUAUUCACAAAAAGAUUACCAUGGCCAAGAGAAACAAUAGAGUACCUCCUCCACCACAUACUCGCAAGUCCAGGCCAUUUCCAAUGGGUGAAUUAGGCCCUGAGGCACGAAAUGAUAACAUGGAUGUAGAUUAG
Suillus discolor is the source of this 3489-nucleotide messenger RNA. RefSeq lists its product as uncharacterized. The record is from RefSeq and is a predicted model, not a curated record. NCBI's taxonomy places the organism in Eukaryota, Fungi, Basidiomycota, Agaricomycetes, Boletales, Suillaceae. The transcript is spliced from 3 exons. The coding region runs from base 1 to 3489 and encodes 1162 amino acids.